GCUAUUUGGGCGAUCCGGCGUGUGGGGAACGGCGUGACGAGCAGGAGCGCUGGUAAGAUAGAGAGAGACAGGCGGGCAUCACGGGACCCUCCCCCCAACAGCCACCAAGAACGUCUAAGCUCGUCACGAGCUUCUUCUCCCUGGUUCACCCGACGCGGACCUUGGUCCCUUUCCCUUUGCUCUUCCUGUCCCUUACCACCAGAACACAGACUCACCCACACCCGCUCGUCGAUUCGCUGCGCGACGACGACGACGACGACGACGACCUCGACGAUGGCAACGGCAACGACACGGUCACAGCCCCUGCCUCCCGCCGGACCGGCGGGAGGCCCCAAACAGAAACAGCCGUAUCCCUUUUGGCUCGGCGGAGCGGCGGCAUGCUGUGCGGCGACGAUUACGCACCCGCUCGACUUGACAAAGUACCGGCUGCAGACGGCGACCAAGAAGCAGGGCAUGCUCAAGACGGUCGUCCUCAGUGUCCGAGAGGACGGGCCCCGGAGCAUCUUCCACGGCCUCACUGCCACCUGGCUCCGGCAGGCCAGCUAUUCUAUCACGAGAUUCGCCGCGUACGAGAAGGCAAAGGAGCAGUUCAUCAUCCCUGGCCAGAAGCCGGUGCCAACGUCCAGCGAGCUUGCCAUCUGUGCUGCCGGUGCCGGUGCUGUUGCAGGAUUCACGGGUGUGCCCGCCGAGGUGGUGCUGGUGCGCAUGUGCAGCGAUCUGAACCGGCCGAAGGAGCAGCGGUACAACUACCGAAACGCCGUGCAGGCGCUCUUCAAGAUCACCGCAGACGAGGGCUUCCCGGCCCUCUUCCGCGGCAUGGUGCCCAACAUCACCCGCAGCGUCUUCCUCAAUGUUGCACAAAUGGCCGGCUACGACGCAUUCAAGGAAAUCAUCAAGAAGCUCAACGUGAUCCCCGACGGCCCCUGGCUGCACUUUUCCGCCUCGUUCUGCGCCGGCACGUUUGCCACGACGAUUGUCACGCCUGUCGAUGUCGUCAAGAGCCGGAUCCAGAAUGCAAAGGGCGAAGAGGCCAAGCGCGGCAUCAUGGGCACCAUUCGCGAGAGCGCACGGCGCGACGGCAUGUCUGUCUUUAUGCGCGGUUGGCUCCCUGCCUGGCUCCGUCUGCAGCCCCAGACGACGCUCCUCUUCCUCUUCUUUGAGCAAUUCAAGACUAUCAUCGACAAGCAGCGAGAGGAGAAGGCCGCCAAGGCCGCUGCAGCCUAGCAGCCUUGCUUGCAAGGGAGCAGCUAGACCUGCACGGCGCUGUUGCUGCUGCUGCUCCCAGUCUCGGGCGCGUGAAAAGGAAAGAGCCGAAAGGCUGGUCGUGGAGAUGAGCAAUGAUGGGAAUCAAUUACAUUACAUUGUAUGCACUCUUUUGGC
Acaromyces ingoldii is the source of this 1380-nucleotide messenger RNA. RefSeq names its product mitochondrial carrier. Gene Ontology annotation, molecular function: thiosulfate transmembrane transporter activity; succinate transmembrane transporter activity; malate transmembrane transporter activity. The transcript is spliced from 9 exons. Lineage: Eukaryota; Fungi; Basidiomycota; Exobasidiomycetes; Exobasidiales; Cryptobasidiaceae. The record is from RefSeq and is a predicted model, not a curated record. Gene Ontology annotation, cellular component: mitochondrial membrane. Gene Ontology annotation, biological process: thiosulfate transport; oxaloacetate transport; succinate transmembrane transport. The coding region runs from base 274 to 1224 and encodes 316 amino acids.